CUUGUGCAUGUGGUUGGCAUAACAAAUGGCGGGCAGCUACCAUGGGCAUUGUACCAUUUAGUUUGAGCUGUACUCAGAACAUUGGCAACUACGAGGUCUUCUUUCUUUCCCUCGCUUUCCAUAACGAGUGCCUGCCCAAGACUAAGACUACCAUAAGUAAGCAAUGUCUUGCUUAUACUCAAGACGAGAUCAUUCCCAUGAAUACUUCAUACAUUGUGUCAGAGAGUGACGGUUCAGUGAUGUUUACCGUCCAGCGCAAUGGAUCUUCCAUACAAUUCCUUCAAGGACGCACCGAAAAUGGUACAGCUAUCGCUGUUGAGGACUACCUGGCAAAGGAUUUUAACUUCAGUUUUCCUGAAAGUGGAGACGUUGUGAUGUUUAAUGUGACCAUUGUAGAUGACCAAGUUCCCGAACCGACCGAGUGCUUCAUGGUGAAUUUUGACACGCCCCCGGGUGGGAGUGUCACUUCAAACAUAACUGUCUGUAUCAAAGACGAUGAUGAUCCGUGCACGUGCCCGAGUUGCGACCAGGAUCUCUGCAAGAAUGGAGGCACCUGCAUGAAUAAUGGAAUGGGAAUGGCCAACUGUAUGUGCUCACAGUACUGGAGAGGCGCCACCUGUGAAGAACCUUACCCCGUGUUUAGACUGAGCCCCAGCCGUCUCAGUGUUGAUGAAAAUGUUGGAUCGGUUAUGAUGAAUGUCACUCGAUUUGGGCCAUUCCUAAACACCAGUGUCAGUCUGCAAACAGUAGCUAGAUCAGCGGGAACUGGAGACUUCGAGCCACUUACCAAUCUUCGCGUGACCUUCCAGGGGGAUGACCCCGAAGUCACUGUCAGCUUUGAAGUUGUCAUCAAAGAGGAUGAGAUUGCUGAAAGAACCGAGCACUUUUUGGUGCAGAUGGCAGAUCCGUCAAGUGGACUUGUUGAAUCUGCAGCCGUAAUCAGCAUUAUUGACAACGACGACCCCUGUACCUGUCCCACCUGUAACCCAGAACCGUGUAAGAAUGGUGGAACCUGUUCGGACGGGGGAGAGGGACGGGCCUCAUGUGCGUGUACUGGCGAUUGGACUGGCGCUACCUGUGAAGGACCGGGACCAUGUAUCCUGCAAAUUGACAGUUGCACUCAAGAAUGUAUAGGCAUCGCUGGAACUUCUUUUAAAUGUGGUUGUUAUAGAGGGUUCACACUUCAGAAUGACAACAUCACUUGUACAGCUGAUACGCCUUGUGGUAGCAGUUGCUCCAAUGGUUCGUGCAUCAGAAGGCAAUCGGCCGACGUGUGUGUGUGUGAUCGUGGUUACCGACUCAGUGCCGACGACCAAACUCAGUGUGAUGACAUCGAUGAAUGCUUUGAGCUUACUGAUUACUGCGAUGACAACAGUCGCUGUAGGAACACUGCAGGAAGCUACGAAUGUGAUUGCGACGAGGCCUACGUGCUCAAUGCAGACCAACGCUCAUGCACGGUUGACAGAGGAAGCCAGUGUGAAACAGUAGGUGGUUUCCGUUGCAGUUGUACUGUUGCAUGUGACGUGUUCACCGGACAAUGUACAUCUGCUUGCUCCUGCCGUUUGGGAUUUGGAGGCCCCGCUUGUAUGACAGAAAUAAACUGUGGAGCUGGAACCCCAACAAGUGUCUGCCAGAACGGUGGAACUUGCACCGUGAUACCACCGGCAUCUCAAGGCAACCGCUACUGUCGUUGUCUGCCUGGAUUUACAGGGAAGGUCUGCGAAAUAACAUGUCCAGGGGACGUUCAGGAGUAUGAAGACGCCAACAGUCCCGGAAGAGCGAGGGUUGUAUGGGCACCAGAGCUAUUUGGCAAUCAUUCAAACACAGGUGUGGUGACACAAAGCAAUUACAUCUGCAGAAACCAGAAUGGGAUUCGAGUGAUGUCCAGUAGCUGGUACCCCGUUGGCGAAACCAGCAUAAGCUGCGAGCCUAACCGGACAACCACACGAGCAAGAGGAACCUGCGAGUUCUCAGUCACCGUCCUCCCUGAAAUAACCUACUACUUCGGGAAUCUCAGUGCCGUCAGUGAAGACGAAGGUCACCUGCUAGUAACCAUCAUCCGAUCUGGAGCUGCUGAGCCCAUCAAUACCACAGUUGUUUUUAGUACUCAGGAGUUAACAGCAAACAGCAGCGACUUCGAUAUCCUGGCAGGCAUAAGGGUUGCAUUUAUUGGUGAUGAGUCUGUCACGUCCUUCAAUGUAUCCAUCAGCGACGAUGAACUGAUUGAAGAGACCGAAUGUUUUCUGCUGACUUUAACCAACCCUUCGUUUGGUAGAGUCACUUCAAAUGCCACAGUGUGCAUCGAGGACAACGAUGGGACAAUGCCAUCCACUGAUGGACUGACGACUACGGCUACCACUGCAGCACCUGAUGGAGGGGGAAAUUCUACUGUUGGUGAUGGAGGUUCCUCUGUCAGUGGAACUAUUGGUGGGGGCGGAAAUGGAAGCACGGAAGCAACUGAUUCUUCCAUCGACGAUAGCAUGACUAGCCAAGGAACAACACCCUCAAAUGACAGACAGACGAUUCAAGACACAGGCUUGAGAACAGACUCGCCUACUGUGGCUACCACUGAAGGAACAACGUCAUCAGACGACAGACGGACAACUCCAGAAGUGGAUUCAAGAACAAACUUGCCUCCUGCGGCCACCACUGAAGGAACGUCGUCAGACGGCAGACUGACAACCCGAGAAGUGGAUUCAAGAACCAACUUGCCUCCUGUGGCCACCACUGAAGCAACACCGGCCCCAAUGACUCCCCAGAGGCCAGUGGUCUCCACCCCUGGACCGUCACAUCCAACAGUGUCACCGACUGGAAAUAAGAUUACAACCACUCAGCUGGUAGUAGAUUUGUCCACUAACCCUCCAGCCGAAGGGUGCAGUUUGGUGUCAGGCAGCUGCCAGCAAGGUGUUUUAGAUGCCGAUCACUGUGAAUGCGUUUGUCCGCUGACGUUAUUCGGACAAUUUUGUCAAGUUUCCAAUCCUUGUCUGGAUGGCAGCCUCUGCCCUGUAGAUUCACAGUACUGCGUGGCCAGCACUCAGUCCUCCACUGGCCACACAUGUGUCUGCAAUGCCUUGGGCGGUUACAUCACGGAUCAAAAUGGCUUCUGCUUCAGGAGGGUGGUACGUGUGUUCAGGCUGCGAGUGUUUGGUGUGAAUGGAGUCGCCAUCGACUUCACUCUUAUAUAUAUUAACCCAACCUCCACUGCCAGUCAGGAGGUCUUAACCGUAAGCUCCAAAGUGCUCCUCUUCAUACUUCGACGAAACGUGUUAACAUCGACUGUGGUGGACAUUCAGGGAAUCCGUAUCGUGAGCGGCGGCAGCGCAAUAAUAGAGUUUGUGGGCUUCUUUCCCGAUGAAAAUUCAGCUCCUUCGGUCACCACCAUACAAAGUGUCCUGCAGGCGAGCAGCAUGCUGGACGACGGCAGUGACAAUCUUGAAGUGGACACGCAGUACGUCACCGACAGUCAAUCUUCGUCAAGCUGCCCACAAGACUACUGUAGAAACGGCGGAACGUGUGAUGUAUCUGGACUUUAUCCUGUCUUCACAUUCACAUGCAGGUGUGCGACCUCAUUCACCGGUGGACAGUGUGAGUCCGUUAUCCCCCUCACGGCUACUGAUGAUGUCCCUUCACCUCAAUCAACCACCCCCGCACCAGAUUCCGAAGAUCUGACGAUGUUGAUUCUCGUUCUUGUAUUCACCGGCCUACUGAUACUUGUCGUCAUUGUCGGCAUACUCGUCUGCUUCAACAUUGUGCAGAGACGGCGCUACCAAGCUGGUCAUUUCUUCCAACCUGACACCCCAUCUGAUUCUUACUGGGCUUGGAGAAAUGGUGCCAUCCCCGUGUUUCCAGCCACCGUGAUGCACGACUACGAUCCACUCGGUUACUAUGACUAUGGCGACUCCAACAAGAUGCGCUCCUAUGGCAGGAAUGAGGAAAGGAGAAUGCGCCGACUGCAUCAGGUCAUGAGCCACUCGCCUUACUUGCAGCAGGGCAUUGGCGAGUUUCCCAGCAAACGGAGAGGGCUUUACAUGGCUACAGGGCGGGAAGCCUUCUACCGAGAAGACUCAAGGGAUGGAGGAGUAGCUGGGCGUGUGGUCCGCAAUCCUGUUCCCUACCAAGAACGGCACUGAGAAAGAAAUUUUUGUGGGGCAAAGCG
This is a messenger RNA of Acanthaster planci (crown-of-thorns starfish), 4156 nucleotides long. RefSeq lists its product as uncharacterized. Gene Ontology annotation, cellular component: membrane. NCBI's taxonomy places the organism in Eukaryota, Metazoa, Echinodermata, Asteroidea, Valvatida, Acanthasteridae. Gene Ontology annotation, molecular function: calcium ion binding. Gene Ontology annotation, biological process: cell communication. The record is from RefSeq and is a predicted model, not a curated record.